Molecule: messenger RNA, 725 nt
Organism: Plectropomus leopardus (leopard coralgrouper)
Lineage: Eukaryota; Metazoa; Chordata; Actinopteri; Perciformes; Serranidae
Source: RefSeq, a predicted model, not a curated record
CCUGCUGCUACCUUCACUGCCUGCUGGUGUAAAUAUUUCCACGAAAAGGGGGCUGGACGACCCCGACAACAGGCGGAGGAGCCAGAGAACAUGUCCGGUGUUUGCGUCCGCGUUUCGGUGUUUUUCUCGGUGUGCUGCGUCUGAACAGAGUCGCUGCAGACUGAGUUCGUCGGUGGACCGGGAGUCCGUCCGUCGGUCGGUGUGAGGUCGGAGCAGAGGCGGGAAUGGAGCGGAGCGAGGAGGACGAGAAUGAGAGCAGCUCGUCCCAACAAACCAGCACGAUGUGGAAACAGUUUCAAGCCCGCGCCAAGCCGCUGCUCAGCCCCAAGCUGGGCUCCAGAGACCCGGAGGACAAGAAGGACCGGGGCAUGUGGAUGUUCAAGAGGAUGAAGAGGAAGGAACACGUCGUCCUGGACCGGGUCAUCUCCUCCUCGCAGCCCGACCUGCUCUUCUCCUCCCAGGCGGAGGAGGCUCCGCUCUGCGGCAGAGGAGCGGCGGGGAGCGGCUCCGGGAGCGGCCGGGAGAGGCCGCCUGCGUCCUCCAAGAAGCCCACGGUGGCUUACCUGGUGCAGUCCCACCACAAGAGCUCCUCUCUCGGGUCCGCGUGUCUGGAGAGGCUGGCCGAGCCACCGGGAGGCGGCAGCGGAGGCGGCGGAGGCGGCGGCGAAGCGGCAACAGCUGCCGCAGCGGCAGAACCACAGCUGGAGAACCGGGAGGACCAGCCG